CUUCGAUCAUCGACAGCCAUGUGGCACAAGAGUAUGUACGGGUUCAACGUCACCCAGCAGACCUUCAAUUAUGACAACCGCCCCGUCACUCCCCUCGUCGACUAUACGUUUGAUCAGUGGUGGUUCCACGGCUUCCUCGGCUACCCGCCCAAUCCGGGCGAUGCCUUUGAGCUCCCCGCAGGGCAGACCGUCAACACCGAGCUUUCCUGCGACAAAGGCGCCACCUCAUGGUACGCGUCCUCCUCCGGCGGCGAUGCUGGCUACGGCUCCAACUGGCCCUGCCCGGGGCAGCCGUCCUCGCAGUUCCAUACGACAGGCGAGGAGGACGUGCGCGGGUGCGCGCUUGCGAUUGCGUACAAGCCGGAUGCGAACGACGUGCAGCCCGAUGACUUUGUGGUUUUCAGCGUGAACCACACCUGCGUGUGGAACCUUAACACCGCGUUCGACGUCCCUGCUGACAUGCCCUCGUGUCCGGACGGCGGCUGCACGUGCGCAUGGUUCUGGAUUCACUCCGAUAAGAGCGGUGCGGAGCAGAUGUACAUGAACGGCUUCCACUGCGACGUCACCGGCGCGACGAGCACGACUCCCAUUGGCACGCCCAUGCUGCCCAGGCGAUGCGGAGAGGAUUCCGAUUUCAACGAAGCCGCCAACCCCGGCAACUGCACGAUCGGGCCCAAAUACCCCAUGUACUGGAUGCAAGCCGAGCAGAACAACAUGUUCGAGGGGUACUACAUGCCGCCCGCAUACAACGACAUCUAUGGCUACCACGACGGCCCGCAGGACGAUAUCUUCCAGGACGCAUACAUCUCCUCGCUCGGUCCAAGCGCUACCGCCGCAGCACGCCGCGAGGUCCCCGACGUCGCCCCCACGCCCGCGCCGGGCAUGGUGAGACGGCACAGGCGCCAUUCCAAGCACGACCAUGGCCACUGAACGCAGGACGACACGACCUCGUAAAUGGAGACACUAUACGUAUUCGAAGUAUAGACGCACGCAUAUAUCCCCUUGCGGGCUCGACGCCCGGCACCCGUGUGGCCCUGUGGGCCCACCUCAGUCCUUUGUGUCAUAGCCUUUUGGUUGACAAAUCGUUUAUCUUUAUAACUUGUGCUUGCUAGUCCUCUUCCUCGUCCUCGCUGCGUACGU
Molecule: messenger RNA, 1140 nt
Organism: Laetiporus sulphureus 93-53
Lineage: Eukaryota; Fungi; Basidiomycota; Agaricomycetes; Polyporales; Laetiporaceae
Exons: 6
Coding region: 19-930 (303 amino acids)
Source: RefSeq, a predicted model, not a curated record